AUGGAUAUUUUUGAUCAUUCUGGUGAAAAUCUGAGCCAUGACCCCUUUGUUGAGAAGAGAAAAAUAAAAAGACAAGAAGGGGAAGAAGAGGAUGAUAUUCGAGUAAAUCUUCAGACUAAUGCUAAUGUAAUUGAGGAAGAAAAGGAAGACAUUCCAGUUAACUUUCAUAUUAAUGCUAAUGUAAUUGAGGAAGAUAUCUUGCUAGCCUUGAAACUAAUGCUAACAAACUUAAGAAAGAUGAGUCUCAAAAGGAUUCCACCAGUAUUCGCAGAGAGCCACUGCAAGGACAUGUUAAAUCAUGUGUUUCUUCAGGCUCCCCAUGGAAAAGCAUGGGAGGUCGAAGUGGAACAUUCUCAAGGACAAAUUUGGUUGGCGAAAGGGUGGAAGGAAUUUAGUAACUUAUACGCAAUAAGCGUCAAGCAACUUUUGAUGUUUACAUACAAUGCUCGUGAUCUUUUAGAUGUCACCAUAUUUGGUAUGGAUACAGUUGAAAUUAAAUAUCCGAUACAAGAUACUGAAUCAUAUGAUUCUAUGGAUAUUUUUUAUCAUUCUACUGAAAAUCUGAGCCAUGGCCCCUUAGUUGCGAAGAUAAUACAAAAAAGACAAGAAGGGGAAGAAAAGGAUGAUAUUCGACUGAACCUUCAGACUGAUGCAAAUGUAAUUGAGGGAGAAGAGGAAUAUAUUCCAGUUAACCUUCAGAUUAAUGCUAAUAUAAUUGAGGAAGAAGAGGAAGAUAUUCCGGUUAACCUUCAAACUAGUGCUAACGAACUUGCGGAAGAAGAGUCUCAAGAUCAGGAGGUCGAAGAAGAUAAUCAUAGAAGUGAAGAAGUUGGUCAAAAGAAUAACAAUCGGCAUAGCGUGGUGAACUUAGCUGAUGACACUCCAUAUUUUGAAAUUGUUAUUAAAAAGACACACACUACCUAUUUGGUAAGGUUUAAUAAUUUGUACAUUUGCUAGAUUUUUCAUUCCUUGACAAUCAAAUCAUUUUCCUAAAAAUCUAAUGAUCAUGUUUGUUUGAUAAAUAUGUUUAUUAGACUAUCCCAAUAAGAUUCGCCAAUAGGACAAACAUAGUCAACAUGAAGAAUAUGAGGUUGGUUAAUGGAGAAGGAAUAAGAUGGGGAGUGGAAAUAGAGUACACUAAGUGUAGGGCUAUCAUAAAAAAAGGAUGGACAGAAGAUGGGGAGUGGAAAUAGAGUACACUAAGAGUACACUGGUGUGACUUGUCGCUUCAAAUUUAUUCAGGGCCGCAUUGCUAAUGUUUUGCAGGUUUAGAAGAUCCCAACACCCCAUUCCUUAUGAAAUUAUUAGCCACAAUUUCUUUGGAUUGUAUUCUGGCCAUUAUAGUUCGGCUAUGGGAGAUGCUAGGCAAAUAUUAUAAUUAUUUUCUUUAAAACACAGAGAAACGAUCAGUAUAUGUAUUCAGUAGUAUUAUGCUUCAAUUGUCUUCUUAUAACUGCUAAGUAUAUGUAUUCAACAAAGUAUAUGUAACCAUUUUAUUCAGUAAACAU
Solanum lycopersicum (tomato) is the source of this 1508-nucleotide messenger RNA. The record is from RefSeq and is a predicted model, not a curated record. Lineage: Eukaryota; Viridiplantae; Streptophyta; Magnoliopsida; Solanales; Solanaceae.